AUGGAGAAUCAAAACCAAGCCGUAUCAUCAUCAGAGAACAAUAACGGAUAUCAAACAACAACGGAAGAAAACAAUGAUCCAUCAAUUUUGUACUCCAUUGCACGAGAGAAAGGUAAUGAACAACAAAUAAUAGGUCGAAUCGUGUGUCUACCUGGUGGUUUUAAUCUCAACGGCAAAAGAUCACCUCCCAAUACGAGCCAUAACGUUUUUGUGGGUGAUAUUCUCAAAAUAACACUCAACGAUGACUCUCCAUACAAAAACUCUCUUAAUAACAUGCUCUGCCAAUUGGUUGUAAAUGAUCAAGUACAAUCAGAGAAGGGGUUUGAUGACUUGGGUGAAUGUAACAUUUCUAUUCCCAGAAACAACAAGGGAGGUGCAGGAGGUAAAAGUAGAGUGGCUUUGAUUAAAUUCGUUCAUAGAAAAUCAGGCACAAACAAUCAAGGAGUGGUUGGUCUGAGCAAAUGUUUUUGGGUAAGAACCAAAACCAAGAAGGAGACCGCAAUUACGUCAUCACAGGUAAAGAAGAAGCAAGAUUCUUCAAAGAAAAGAGACCUUGACACUGAAAGCAAUUGCUCCUUCAAUUCUCAAAGCACAACGACGACAACCACUAAGAAGAGAAAGAAUUCUUCUUCGACUGAAUCGGUUAUCACCUAUUUUGAUGGUUCAUCAUCAUCAUUCUCUGACAUUGAUAGAAUUUUUAAUGACGAUACUAAUAACACAACAACAACCAUGCCCACAACAACAACGAUCACGAAUCCAUUUAUCGACGAAGCCAAUCAAGCCGCUCCCAACGUUGUCACUUCUGCGGGGUUUACCACACCCACAAUAACCGAUAUUGAACGUGUGAAUAUGGAAAAUAGAGAACUCAAACAAAAAGUUGCAGAAUUGGAAAUGACCUUGCAGAGACUUUAUGAUGAUAUCAGAGAGGGAAAGUUUUCAGUUCCUGCAACUUCUCGAACAAAUUUGCAUAUUGAAACCAGAGCUUCCGAGAACGCAAUGUAUCAGACUGGUCCAACAAGAGCUUUUGUCUCUCAACAAGCUACAUCUCCUUUCAACUGUAGACCGUUACCCUAUGGUUACUAUCAGCAACAACAUUCGGGCCUUUCUCCUUUCAUGGCAUCAAGUUGUUCCUCACCAAACGAUGCCUUGUCACCAACACUGUCGUUCUUUUCAAUGAGUCCACCCAGAGAGUUUGAAUCCUAUUAUGACACUUAUGACUUUUCGAAUCAGUAG
Naegleria fowleri is the source of this 1233-nucleotide messenger RNA. RefSeq lists its product as uncharacterized. The coding region runs from base 1 to 1233 and encodes 410 amino acids. The record is from RefSeq and is a predicted model, not a curated record. The transcript has a single exon. NCBI's taxonomy places the organism in Eukaryota, Heterolobosea, Eutetramitea, Acrasida, Naegleriidae.